Molecule: messenger RNA, 2336 nt
Organism: Gastrolobium bilobum
Lineage: Eukaryota; Viridiplantae; Streptophyta; Magnoliopsida; Fabales; Fabaceae
Product: beta-glucuronosyltransferase GlcAT14A
Exons: 4
Coding region: 481-1671 (396 amino acids)
Cellular component (GO): membrane
Molecular function (GO): glucuronosyltransferase activity
Source: RefSeq, a predicted model, not a curated record
UAGAGAGAAAAAGAAAAAGACAGGAAGAAAUCCGUGAUCUCCAUUUCGUUCUCUAACACAAGAACCAAUCUAACCUGAAAAAAACCCUAGCCCUCUCACGAAGUUCGCCUUUUUUUUUUUUCUCACAAGGAUUCUACAAAAGGAGGUUGAGAUUUGAGCAUUGAAUUAGUGAGAAAAUAGCAAUUUAUGAACGUUUCUGAUUUGGGUUUUUUUUUUUUUUUUUUUUUUUUCCAUCACCAUUUUCUUUUUAAUAUUUUAGGUGUAUUUUUGUGUUGUUAGUUUGAUUGCUUCCAUGCCCAUCAUCACCAAACGAAGAAAACCCAAGAUCUUCAACGACCCAUUAAUAGGAAGAGUAUCAAAACCCAGACUUUAGCGUGACCCAGUUCUCAAAAUCGUUGCUUUCACCAGAAGAAGCCAUACCCAUAUGCCCCAACACCGACAGAGAGAGAGCAGUGCCAUACAUACUUCUUCACUAUUAUUAUGGGAGCUGAGAGGAAAUGGCUUUUCACGCUAUUCAGUGCAGCAUUCUUCUCUCUCAUGCUUCUGUUGAUGUCUUCCUUCUCUGCCUUCAGCUCACCAAAGUCUUUUCCCUCUAUUGUUCAUCAUGGUUUUCCCUACCCUCCUGCUUUUGCAUACUUUAUCUCCGGUGGCCACCAAGAUAAGGAUCGGAUCUUGCGGUUGUUGUUGGCAAUUUAUCAUCCCCGGAAUCGGUACCUCCUUCAUCUUGGGAAGGAUGCCAGGGACGAAGAGAGGAAUGUCUUGGCUGCCGCCGUGAGGUCGGUGCCGGUGAUUCGGGCUUUUGGGAACGUCGAUGUUGUCGGCAAGGCAGAUUAUGUCACCUACUUGGGCUCUUCCAAUAUUGCUAUCACUCUCCGAGCUGCGGCGAUUAUGCUGAAAUUGGAUAGUGGGUGGAAUUGGUUUAUCACUUUGAGUGCACGUGAUUAUCCUCUCAUGUCUCAGGAUGAUUUGUCCCACGUUUUCUCUUCCGUUAGGAGAGACCUCAAUUUCCUUGAUCACACGAGUGACCUUGGAUGGAAAGAGAGCGAUAGAUUCCAGCCUAUUGUAGUUGAUCCUGGGCUAUAUUUGGCAAGAAGAAGUCAAAUUUUUCAAGCUACAGAGAAGAGGGCAACACCUGAUGCAUUCAAACUAUUCACAGGUUCACCAUGGGUAAUCUUGAGCCGACCCUUUCUGGAGUUCUGCAUUUUUGGUUGGGAUAAUUUACCUCGAACAUUACUGAUGUAUUUCACAAAUGUGAAGUUAUCUCAAGAAGGCUACUUUCAUUCAGUUAUUUGCAAUGCACCAGAAUUUAAGAACACAACAGUAAAUGGUGACUUACGAUAUAUGAUCUGGGACAAUCCUCCAAGGAUGGAACCGCACUUCCUUAAUGCCUCUGUUUAUGAUCAGAUAGUAGAAAGUGGAGCUGCUUUUGCAAGACAGUUUGAAACUGAUAACCCUGUGCUGGACAUGAUUGAUGAAAAGAUCCUCCAUCGUGGUCGCAACCGAGCUACCCCAGGGGCAUGGUGUUCUGGGGGGAGGAGUUGGUGGAUGGAUCCAUGCUCCCAGUGGGGUGAUGUCAAUGUUCUGAAGCCAGGUCCUCAGGCUAAGAAGCUUGAUGGUUCUGUUUCAAGCCUUCUUGAUGACUGGGACUCACAAACCAAUAUGUGCCAGUGAAUAGACACCAGAAUAGAAACAUUUUAGGUAGCUGUGCUGUCUAUUGCUCCAAGAUUCAUCGACCAGUAGAAGUUUCCUUUUAGUGAAAACACAUUCUUUGGUCACCACCAGAGUGUAAUAGUAAUCUUGGAAGGAGGGGAAGUGAGUGUUGAUGACAUCACAUCAGAGUUGGAUUGGGGAAGGCAAUAUAUUUGUGGUAGAUCAUCCAAUACCAUGAAUUAGUAGGAGGAUAUUCUUCCUGUAUGUUCUGUAUGUCUCCUCAUUUCCAUAGAGAUUAUGAACGAUUAGAGCAGAAAGUUCAUUCUUUUUAAGAUAUGAUUGUCAUUUUCCAUUCUCCUAUCCUUUGCACCUUUUUUUGUAGUGGAUUUUUCCUGGUCCUGCAGGCUUGCACGUGCCAAAUGUAGUUACUUGCAAACUUUGAGACAGAUGGAAGUGCUAAAAACUUUGUUAAAGUUGGGGAUCGGUGGUGCCCCAAUUUUAUUGGUGCUUAAUGUGAUUAGUGGAACAGUUACUGGUCAGUCUAAUGACACUGUAACCUAUUAGAAAUUUUCAGCAUUUGCUGUAGCUUUGAAAACUCAUAGCAUGAUAUCACUUAUUUCUGGUUAGAGUAUUAGUUAUUUUUAAUUUUAGUAAAGGAAUAUGUACUAUUUUUUAAUUUUAGUAAA